This is a messenger RNA of Penicillium daleae, 1602 nucleotides long. RefSeq lists its product as uncharacterized. Bases 1 to 1602 code for a protein of 533 amino acids. Lineage: Eukaryota; Fungi; Ascomycota; Eurotiomycetes; Eurotiales; Aspergillaceae. The transcript is spliced from 8 exons. The record is from RefSeq and is a predicted model, not a curated record.
AUGCACUCAACAUUCGCGCGCGUGAGCACGACAACGCCUCUCUCGUCGAAAUCGGCCACGAGGUCGGCGGGCGCAUCGGCUGUCAAGUCCGUCGCCUUCCAGCCCAUGGCCAGCGCCCACGCAGCCACGCUGUCGCUCGGCGCCACGGCCGGCGUGGCCCAGUACUGCGGGACGCGCGCCCACGCGUCCGGGUCCGGCGGCGCCUGCGCCUGCCAGGCCGUGCUCGCCGCGUCGAGCGGCGCCGCCGGCAGCUGCGCGAGGACGUCCUGCGAGCUCGCCUCCGACACGUUGAAGGGCGCGAGCGGCUCGACCGUCGGCGGCGGCCAGUACGGCUUGGGCGCGAUGACCGUCACCCCCAGCAUGUGCUCCAGGAGCGUGUCCUUGGUGCCGUCGAGCAGCGUGUCGAUGAAGUUGCCGGCGCUGCCGCCCGCGAGCGGAUCUUCGUCCGACGAGUCUAUUGGCGCAGCAGCCGUGAUGGUCAUCACGCUGGUCAGUUUGUUUGCGUUCUGCAUGGGUCGAGCAUAUAUGGUCUGCCCGCUGCCCAGAGUCGAUGCGCCACUGGUUACGCCGGCACUGUCCGAUGCGAACGGGGACGUAACGCUGAACUGGAAAGCCCCGGCUCGGACCGGCCACGCCACGACCACCGACACAGCUGAGCUGCUGAGCUCCGUCGAUCGUGUCGAAGUCAUUCUCGGGGCCACUCUGUGUUUCGGUCUCCUUGGACGCAAUGGCCAAGGCAGCGGGAGCCAUGUCGAAUCCAAACACCCAGAAGUCGACGUGCACGUAUCCGUGAAUCGGUGGCCCUUCGAUGAAGAGCUGUGCUCCGAUGUCGACGUUGAUAUGGAUUGUGCAGAUCCAAAGAUCCAGCGUGAACUGCACUCCGACGUCGAUUCCCGCGUCGCCCAUGAAGUAAAAGGCCUUCAGCUCGCCUCCGCCCAUGGCCACCUUCGGCGUCAGGGCGAAGUACGCCUGGCCCGAGAUGCUGAGGCUGUCGUCAAGCGACCAAGAGAUGGCGAGUCGGGGCGCGUUGGGAUAGUACGACGGCGGCGUAAAGCGAGGGUGGUAGCCGCCGACGGUAAAGACCCAGUCGCCGGCGUGCUGGUUCGAGCCGAACCAGUAGGCCAGAGCAAAGCCACCGGUGAGGUGACAGGCCGGGUCGAGGAUGAAGGAGGCACGGCCUGGCUGGACUGGUCUGGCGGAGCCGGUGAUGGGAAGGAUACACGCACGUCCGCAAAGAUGCCCAGGUUGAUGUUCGAUGCCGUGAACUCCACAGCAACGACGGCGCUCAUGUUCAAGAGCUUGAACGCAUCCACGUCAAGGCCGGCGGCAAGCCACACGGUGCCUUUCUUGGUGCGGAUCGGUUCCGAGCUGGGAAUGGUUGACCAGCGGAUACGACGUGACGGUGUCGAUGGUGGGGAACUUGAGGUCCGUGUUGUAGCCGAAGCCGCCGCAGAUGCCCGUAAUUUCGGCAAAUUCGAGCUCGACGAGCGGGCCCUCCAGCAGGCAGAACAGGCCGACCGUCUUGGUCCCGUCCGAGAGGAUGCCGUAGCACCCGGCGGCCAAGAAGAGAUAAGGCUCAAACGUCACUACGACGCCGCCUAG